CUAUCAUCAUUACAAAAUUUAUUAAAUCUCAGACAAAGAAUAAAAGAAUGGGAAAAUAUUUACUAAGUUUUUUUCUUAUCCUCCUUUCCUUUGAUUCUAUAAACACUUAUUUGUUGCCUCCUCUCUUCAGAAAAUUUAAUGUGGAAAUUGUAAACCAGCUUGAAUAUCACAAGAAACUGAGGGUUCAUUGCAGAAGCAAAACUCAUGAUUUUCCAAUUACGUAUCUUAAUAUCGGAGAAACUUUUCAAUUUGGAUUUAUUAUCUAUCCAAAAACUCAGUAUUGGUGCAACUUGUGGCAGGGACCAAAUUACAAACAUCAUGUGGUCUUUGAUGCAUUUCUUCCAGACAAAGAUUUUAUAGAUGGUACAUGUACUGGAAUGGACCCUAAUGUAUGUAGAUGGACCGCAAAAGAAGAAGGAGUUUACGUCCGCAACAAGCAAUUUAAAGGAGAAUAUUUCAUGUAUACAUGGGAUGCUCCAUCAAACUUAGAACCAGAUUCUCCAGUGGGUGCACCCUCUGACUCUGACUGAAUCUUAAUCUGAUUUAUUUAUCAUGUGGUCUAAUAAAAACGUAAGACUAUAGUUAUGAUUUUAUAUAUGUAUCAUGAUGCUCGAGAUAACAAUAAUAAUAAAGAUUAUUAGGUAAUAAUCCGUACCUUGUACGGGAUGAAAUAAUAAUUAUUUAUUUAAUAUAAUAUAAUUUUAAAAUCAUA
Thlaspi arvense is the source of this 712-nucleotide messenger RNA. Lineage: Eukaryota; Viridiplantae; Streptophyta; Magnoliopsida; Brassicales; Brassicaceae. The record is from the annotation of a GenBank genome assembly.